CGCAUAAUAUUCAGAUCAAGAAAGUAAACUGCGAUUUUACAUAAUCCGGACGUGUGAAAAAUUCAUAGCAUUCGUAGCACACUGAGACACUUUCUCUAAGUGCAUGGACGGUGGUCAAUUCACGUACCCACCCACCAAUCUAUAAAGGCACAUGCUGCAUUUGUAAUCGGCUCACUCCAUUGUGUCUAGUUUGUGUGAAAACAACACCUAUUAGGAUAUUAACAUGAAUUAUUUAUCAGUAUUAGGAGUGACGUUAAGUUUACUGUUGUCUUGCCAAUGUCAGCGACAAUAUCAACACCAACAGCCCGCCGUCCAGUACAACCAAGAAGAUAGUUAUAGUUACCAAAGCACGCAGCCACCCCCACAAAUCCUAUCACACAAACAGGCACUGAACCACGAUGGUAAUUUUAAAUAUCUUUUCACGUCUGAAAAUGGACUGGCACAAGGAGAAAGUAUUGCACCAGACGGAUCAAGAAACGGCGGAUACAGUUAUGUCGAUCCCAAUGGCAAGAAGAUCUCAGUAAAGUACACAGCUGGAAAAGAAGGCUUCAGAAUCCUCGAAGCUGAUCAUUUACCAAAAGCGCCACAGCCUGUAGUUCCAUUACCGGUACCUGUUCAGCAGCCCGCAUACCAACCUCAAUACCAACCACAACCUCAACAAUACCAACCAAGAGCAUAUCCUCAGUACAACAAACAGGAAGAUGAUGGCCAAUACAGGCCAGAGCUGUAUGAAAGACCUCAACAACAGUUAAUCCAACAGAAUAAUUUUACAAAGUGCCUCAUCUGUAGUGAUUCUAAGAGUGCUCUAGAAAAAAUCACAAGAUCAAGCUACAAGGCGGCAAUAGACUCACAAACUCUCCAACUAAAACAAAAACUAUGUGAAUUUGAUGAACAACAUAGAGAAAUUAAAUUUGCAUGGAUUCCAAGUCACACUGGAAUUAUUGGGAAUGAUAGAGCUGACCAUCUUGCGAAUCUUGGAAGAAAGCUGCCCAUUAGUGAAGAACCAAAGGCCUCCUUUAAAGAUUUUCAAAUUAAAUAUAAAGAAAACCUAUGGAUCGGUUGGGAAAAUCGAUUCCAACAAAUAGGACAGGCAAAAGGAAUUACUUAUUGCUCACAAGUUACAGUUCCAUAUAAAAAGGCAUGGUUUACAAAAUUUCCCAACCUGGGGAGAGGUAUAAUCACACAAAUGUGUCGUAUGAGAAGUGGACAUUGUAGUGUUCCUGUACAUUUAUUUAGAUUGAAGGUAGUGAAUUCAAACCAGUGUUUAUGUGGCAGUGUAGGAACUUUACAACAUGUUUUAUUGGAAUGUACUAGGUUCCAAAGAGAGUCCCAGUUGCUUAGAAGGGAACUAGAAGGUGAUCCGACAUUAACUGAUGUGUUGUUUAAAAAUUUAAACUCAAAGACAUUAAUCGCAGUGCAAAAGUUUUUAACAUCAACAGUGACUCGUGUGUAGCUUGCUUAAAAACUU
Molecule: messenger RNA, 1468 nt
Organism: Diabrotica virgifera virgifera (western corn rootworm)
Lineage: Eukaryota; Metazoa; Arthropoda; Insecta; Coleoptera; Chrysomelidae
Product: cuticle protein 6-like
Exons: 4
Coding region: 224-1453 (409 amino acids)
Cellular component (GO): chitin-based extracellular matrix
Molecular function (GO): structural constituent of chitin-based larval cuticle; RNA-DNA hybrid ribonuclease activity; nucleic acid binding
Source: RefSeq, a predicted model, not a curated record